This is a messenger RNA of Galendromus occidentalis (western predatory mite), 1228 nucleotides long. Its product is annotated as ATP-dependent RNA helicase DDX39A. Gene Ontology annotation, cellular component: cytosol. The coding region runs from base 59 to 1228 and encodes 389 amino acids. Gene Ontology annotation, molecular function: RNA helicase activity; nucleic acid binding; ATP binding. Lineage: Eukaryota; Metazoa; Arthropoda; Arachnida; Mesostigmata; Phytoseiidae. The transcript has 9 exons. The record is from RefSeq and is a predicted model, not a curated record.
AUGGUGCGGUCCGGAGACGCGUCGCGCAUUCGAAUCAACUUUCGUUUUUAGCAAAAAAAUGCACAGCUUUACCUCGUUCGGACUGCGUCCCGAGCUCAUCAAAGCCGUUGAGGAUCGUGGCUACUGCAAACCUUCCCCAAUACAAGAGAAAGCCCUACCCGACGCGCUCGCCGGCCAUGAUCUGCUCUGUCAGAGCAAAACGGGGUCCGGGAAAACGGCCGUCUUCAUCUUGAGUACCUUAAAUCAGAUGGAAUUCGAAGACUUCAUCGAGACAGUGGUUCUUGUUCCCACCAGAGAACUCGCGGUGCAAACUGUGGCCGAAUAUCAAAUGCUUGGCAAAUUCUUGAAGAACUGUCGAACGUCGGCAUUCUUCGGAGGGUUACCGCUCAAUGUGAAUAUAGCAAAUAUCCGCUCGUCUGCCCCCAAUAUCGUGGUCGCUACUCCUGGUCGAAUGAGAGUUUUGGUGCAAGAGAGAUACAUAUCUCUUCGGCGAGUCCGGCAUUUCAUCUUGGACGAAUGCGACAUGCUUCUGCGGCCUACAUCAAAUAUGUGCUGUGAUAUUCGCUAUAUCCUCGACCAUUGUCCCGAGGACCGUCAAGUUCAGAUGUUCACAGCCACGAUCACCGUUCCUGAAGCAGAGAGGGAGAAACGCUUCCUUAAACUCAUGCAUUGUCCGAAAUACAUCCUCGUCAAAAAGCAAUGUGAACUCACUCUCUCGAGUGUUUUACAAUAUCGAUUGACGCUUGAAGAUGAGUGCAAGAAGACGAGAGCCUUGAUAAAUCUCCUGGACAGGAUCGAGUUCAAUCAGGUGGCGAUUUUUGUAAAUACAGUUGAACGGUGCUGCGUCUUGUGUGGAAUUCUCGAAGAAAAGAAUUUCUCAGCAAUCGCCGUCCACAGCAAUAUGACACAGGAAGACAGGUUGGAGAAUUUCGCGAAGUUCAAAGAUUUCCGCCGUCGCAUCGUGGUAGCCACCGAUCUUAUGGGUCGAGGGAUUGACGUCGAAUUUGUGACCUUCGUCAUCAACUACGAUGUGCCGAUCGACGAGAAAACUUAUCUACACAGAAUCGGGCGGACAGGACGCAUGGAUCGUAGAGCCCUUGCAGUAUCCUUCUGCGUCAGCCAACAAGACCAAGGAGUCUUGCAAGACGUCCAAGAAGCCUAUGGAGUAACUCUAGUCGAGUUGCCACAAAAUCUGGAUCCGGAAGUGUACCUAGACUACAAAAGCUGA